AUGACUUCUCCGAUGGAUAUCACAGAAUCCAAUAACAUGGUGUCAAAAGCAGCUGCACCUAAACCGAUCAUCACUUCUACUACAAACAGUAAGGACUCUCAUGAUUCAGAGACGGAAGAAGAUACAAGUACAACGAUUGCAACGAUGACUUCUCCAAAAGACAACAGAAGAACUACCGAUAUGGAGAAUUCGACAAUCACAGCUUCACCCACCGCAUCUACAUCAUUCACCCCCCCAAAGGUCCAUGUGAUCGAUGGACAAUGGCAUAAAACUAAGGGACCGGAUGCUUUUGAGAUACAGUUUUGCGGAUUUAAAGAUGCGGAUUUUUUUAGCAAACAACUCAAAGUCGAUAAAUGCUACACUGGUUACAAACGACGAGAGGAAAACUUAGAUAACGAGUUUGAGAAAUACAAAAUUCAGCAUGAGAACGAAAAGACACUCAGAAAGCUCUCAGAAACAAUGAAGGAGGGGAAGGUGAUUCAACAUGAAGAUGAGGUCGCACUUGAGAGAUUAUUCGAUGAAUAUUUGGAGGCGACGAAAGUAGGAACUUCUAUCCAGCACGAAGAUGUUAAGAUGCUUCGAGAUUUUUUGGAUUCGAUGAAAGAAGGGAAAGUAAAGCCGAAGGAUGUAGCUUGUCUUGGCUUGGGAUCUUUUGAACGAUUUGGAGAGAGAAAAGCAUCGUUUGGACAAUUGGCUGCUUUCAUGAAGAUUAUGGAACUUUUGGAGAUUCCAUCUACCGCUAGAAAAGUUAUGCAAGAUCCGGAUUUUUCACCAGGAGAUGAGAGAUUUCUUACACGCUGCGGGUUUGAAGUUGUGGAUGACCCUCAAGGAUUUGAAGCUGCAAAUGAGGAAACCUUAGUCUUCCAAGUUGGUGGAUGUAAUUGUAUGAAUCAGCGAAUUAUGGAUCGUCCUUGGCCUGCAGUAUUCAUUAAAAUGGGAAGAGGAUAUAUCUUGGGAAACAGAAGCAAGAUUGUACAGGGAAUUCGCAAUUGGUAUCGCGGUGAAGGAAGACCUCCAUUGGAUAAUUGGUGGGGUGGAAAAAAGAAGUUUGUGGCGAUUCAAAAAACUUAUGAUUACAAGGAGAUUCCUGCGAUUAGUAGUAUUGGCACUGGUAUGAGAUUUACUAAGCUAUUCUGGAGAAAAGAAGUAGUGGGAGGAAAAUUUCAAUGGGUUAUAGAUAUUUGGAGAUUGGUGGGAUCGCUUUUUUCUCAAAGAGAUCCUGAUCGAUAUUUCUAA
Messenger RNA from Botrytis byssoidea, 1236 nucleotides. RefSeq lists its product as uncharacterized. The record is from RefSeq and is a predicted model, not a curated record. The transcript has 4 exons. Bases 1 to 1236 code for a protein of 411 amino acids. NCBI's taxonomy places the organism in Eukaryota, Fungi, Ascomycota, Leotiomycetes, Helotiales, Sclerotiniaceae.